CCAUCUGGGAACAAGGUGCUGACACAUAUUUAUCUCUCUCUGCCUGGAAAUAAACACAAAGUUGUCUCUUUCUGUCGGGGAGCGCUGCUGCUGCUGCUAAAAUCUUCGACACCGGGUAACCUGUCUGUUUGAGGACUCGUGAGUCAGCUGAGUGCUUUCAGAAACAAACAAGAAAGCUCUGGGGGAAUGUCUCUCCCCCGGCCUCCCAUGGCCUCCCUGCCUGUUUCCUCAGUCCAGGCAUGACCAUCACCCCUAAAAAACACAGCGCUCAGCCUGGUUCCACCUCGUACAACGACACAAGUCCCCGAUCCAGUUCAGUACAGAUGGAUGAGGCCGAUGGCCUGCGAUUGAAGCUCACCUCUGAGGACUCGGUGUCGCUGGCUUCCUCGUUGGCAGAGCCCAUCAACCUAGAAGAUUCCCACUAUGCUCUGCUGCGGGCCGAGCUCGAGUCCGACCACCAGAACCUGGAGGCGGAGUCAUGGAGCGUCGCUGUGGAGCAGAACUACCUGAAGGCCCUGAGCAAAGAGGCUGUAAAAAGACAGGAUGUCAUCUAUGAGUUGAUCCAGACGGAGAUGCACCAUGUACGCACCUUAAAAAUCCUUCUCCGUGUCUACAUGCACGAGCUGCGGCAGUCUUCGCUGAUAGAGCAGGCCAGGUUGGAGCGGCUCUUCCGUGGGGUGGAAGACCUGCUCACUCUUCACCAGCACUUCCUCUACUGCCUCAAAGUGCGUCAAAACCAAAGUCAAGAAGAAGGGAACCCAAACAACUACCAGAUCAUGCAGCUGGGGGAUAUUCUCAUCAAUCAGUUUUCAGGUUCACUGGGAGAAGGAAUGUUGGAUUGUUACAGUAUUUUCUGUGGUCAUCAAAAGGAAUCCAUCAGCUUCUACAAAGAGCAGCUGCAGAACAGCAAGAAACUGCAGAUCCUUACUAGGAAAAUAGGUCAGCUGCCUCUGGUGCGAAGGUUAGGAGUCCCUGAGUGUUUUCUGUUGGUGACUCAACGCAUCACAAAAUAUCCCGUCCUGGUGGAAAGAAUCAUACAGAACACUGAAGCUGAUACAGACGAGUACAAGUCUCUAGUUCAGGGUUUGGCUCUGAUCAAAGACACCAUCUCCCAGGUGAACACUCAGGUCAGCGAAUAUGAGAACGCAGCUCGUCUGAAAGAAAUCAGCCUGCGUCUGGAUCCAAAAUCUCAGGGCCGGCUGAAGGACGGCCAGCUGCUCCGCAGGGACGAUCUGCUCCAAGGAGACAGAGCGCUGCUGCACGAAGGCACCUUCACCUGGAAGACCACCGGGAGACAAAAAGACGUCCAUGCUGUGCUGCUGUCAGACGUGCUCCUCCUCUUACAAGAGAAAGAUCAGAAGCUUGUGUUCGCUACAGUGGAAAACAAACCAUCAGUGAUCUCCCUUCAAAGGCUGAUUGUCAGGGAAGUGGCUCAUGAGGACAAAGCCAUGUACCUCAUCUGUGCAUGCACCACCAGCAUGCCGGAGAUGUACGAGAUCCACACACGCUCCAGAGAGGAAUGCAUGACAUGGGCCACCAUGAUACGGGAAGCUGUGAACAGAUAUCCAGAAGAGGAGCAGUACCGUGAACUGACUGCUCGACUGCAACAAUUUCAAGAUGUUCUAAAGGUGAGAGAUGAGCAGAUAAGGCAAUGUCUGACGGAGAAGCAGCAGAUCUUUGCUGCUCUCUACGAGACCAUGACGGAGCAGGAAACCCCCCACAAAGGGCUGCUGCUCCGAGGAGACACCACCGACCUCCAGCAGGGGGCGACACUGCUCAAAGGGGCCAUUGACGAGGUGGAAACCCUGCAGAACCUGCUCUUUUCAAGAAUAAAAGACCCAAACCUUCUAAUGGAUGAGAGUCAGACGCAGGGGGGGCUGCUCAGAAGGGCCGAGACCAUCGGAGGGGCUGAUGGUAACGCUGCUGCAAGCGACAUUAAAAAUGGAGAUGGAGAUGAGAGGCUGUGUGGCAGUGAGGGCAGUCUGGUGUACACCAGUCACACCUUUAAUGACUCUCAGCUCCAAGAGAGUUACAGCGCCGACAGCCUGGAACAGUUUGCUGAUGAGACAGACCUGCCAAACUUCAAUUUAACCUCCACUCAUUUACGUGAGGCAGAGGUGUGUGACAGGGUGAUACUGCUCGCACAGAGGCUCUACAGCUUGGAAGCAAUCAUCACCCAACAGGACAGCCAGAUCGAGCUGCAGCAUGCUUUUCAGACCAAACGCAAGCAGCCAGCUCGUCAUUACAGCAGUGUGCUGCUGGAGCAGGAGAAGCAGCGCAACUUGGAGAAGCAGAAGGAGGGACUGGCCAACCUGCACAAGCUGCAGGCCAAGCAUCGAGAGGAGCAGCAGCGCUGGGAGAAGGAGAGGGAGCGGCAGAGGAUGCAGAUCGAGGCCCUGGAGGCUCAGCUGCAGCAGAGGGAGGAGGACUGCCGAGAGUGGGAGGAAAAGCUCAACGAAGAGAGGGAUGAGCUGUCCAGGAUGAAGGAAAACUAUCAGCAGGACUUGGAGAGGCUGAGGGAGUCCACAAAAUCAGUAGACAAGGACAAGGAGCGUCUCAAUCUGGAGAAGGAGCGUCUAAUGAGUCUGCAGGAGAAAAUAAAGAAGUACAUCCCAGGAAACUCAAACUAUGAUGAUCCUUCACAUUAUUCCAGUCGCUCCAGUUAUCAGUCGUUCAGGGGAAGCCUCCUUAACGGAGUAAGUUCCUUAACUGCAAAGUCCAGCAUCUUGCACCACAAGCCCACCUCUUCGGAAAUUCCUCCGAAGGUUCCCCCGCGCAGAGAGAGCAUCAGCCCCCUGCCGGCCAAACCCGAGCUACCAGUCCACCUGAUCAGCACCACCAACCAGGUGAAUAAACCUGCAGCCGUGCAGCAGCAGAUCCCCACCAAGCUGGCAGCGGCAUCCAAGGGGAAGGAGAAAGGCCACAAGAAGAAGGGGCACCACCAGAGAACACACAGUGCAGCCUCUAUAGACGUGAACCAGGUGCUGCCCAUCCGAGUUACCGGGAAGGAAGGAGGCAGUCUGAGAUCCCAAAGGAAGGCCAGUCCUCAAAGAAUCUACCAGCCAGGUGUCUUCACCCCACCAGGAUCAGCCCAGAGUGUAAAAACAUCUCAGUCCUUCAGCACGCACAAGAGGAGCAGCGAUGAGGAUCCACCACCGAUACCUCCUCCUUUUCCUAAAGAUGUUCUCGAGGCGGGCAAAGAGAAGGUAAUAUUCCUUUAAUCCUAAACUACAGACUGGAGUUUGGAUGACGCCUUGACCAUCAUAAAGACUGGAACACAUGGAAAGACUGAUGGAGCUUUUAAAGACAUUGGACAUGACUUCAUGAUGACCAUGUGUGUCCAGCAUGAAGAGGACGAUCACCAUUUUAUCACUGGAAACCAGCUGUUUGCUUUCAGAUUCGCUGAACAUGAAAAAAGUUUUAAAAAAUACUGAUUGAACUGCUUUAUAAAGAUAUGUAUAUUUGUUUUAGAGGUCUAAAAUAUAAAAAGCUCGGUCCAUUUGCACAAAAGAAAAGAUAUUUUAAAUGAAGAUGUUGCGAAACCUUUUCUUGCCAACGUUUUUUUUUUUU
Molecule: messenger RNA, 3570 nt
Organism: Centropristis striata (black sea bass)
Lineage: Eukaryota; Metazoa; Chordata; Actinopteri; Perciformes; Serranidae
Gene: arhgef18a
Product: rho/rac guanine nucleotide exchange factor (GEF) 18a
Exons: 21
Coding region: 240-3221 (993 amino acids)
Molecular function (GO): guanyl-nucleotide exchange factor activity
Source: RefSeq, a predicted model, not a curated record